AUGUGGGGACGCCUGAAGCCACAGGACCCUUACUGCGGACACCCGGACGUGCAGCCUUCCCAGCGGACCCAGCGAGGCCCGAAUAGUCCACAGCCGCGGGGGAUGCUGGGAAAACGGAGAGAGGAGGCUGAAGGGCCUAUGGGGUCCUUUCCUCCCCGAAGACGCCAUUUUGGAAACAUUUUCCUCAUUCAGGCUUCUUUGGCAGCGUCUGGAGCUUUCCCCCUAACGCCCACGUUGUGGGCCGGCGUUCAGGAUCUAAGUGGCUUCCAGGGCCGAAUCCCGCGGCUGCUGCUCGCAUGGCUUCGCCUUCAGCACCGCGGUAGAUGGGGCUCUUGCGCCCCAACCGGCUUGGGGGACAGAGGACGCGAGCUCUGGACUCCGGGAGCCGCGGCUGCCCGCGGGGUCCGCCUAACGGUCCGGGGCGAGCGGGCUCAGCGAACGGCAGCAGCAGACGCCCCCUCGCGGUCGGAAGCUGGUGGCGGGCGCUGGGCGCGGGACCUUUCCGUUAGGUGCGCGGGGAGUGCGGGUUGCGCUCGCGUGACUCCCGGGCACUCGAGCCUCUGCUGGCAUCCAGACCCCGAAAGCCGCCAUAGCACCUUUGAGUCUGCAGUGCCCACACCUGGCACCUGUCCCCGGCCCGCGCUGCCCCCUGGACCACGGGCGGAGCUGGCAAUCCUGGCCCAAGGAAUAUCCCGAGGAUUGGAGGAUGGUGUGGGAUCUUUGAGACUGGUAAUGGUGUACAUUACUGAGUGUGCUGCCUAGGAAUGCAAGGAGGUGAAGCAGGGACCACUGUUUUUAGUUUUAAAUCCUGACCUCAGCCUACAAGAACAUUAGAGGGAAGUGAAAGCUGACUGCCAAUGCUAAAGAUCAGGACUGUGGCUGCCAUUGGAGAAGGCGUGACUUGGAUGUGACAUGAAGGACACUUGGGGUCUGGGUAAUGGCCUCUGUCUGUGUCAGUUUGGUGGUCACAUGGGUGUAUUUCAUUGGAGAAAAUUCAUCAAGCUGUACCCUUAUAAUUGAUGUAUGUUUCUAUAUGUCUAUUACACUUUUAUUAAAAACACACUUCAAUAAUUCAGCCUGGAUUAAGACAGUGAGAGCUUCUUUGCUACUUUGGUCACAUUUCUUCCUGACUCACUCAUCUCAGCAUUGUCCUCUGGUCAUCUCCUUGGGGUCCCUCUCAGCCAGGUAGCAACUGCUUUCACCCAGUAGCAAGUGAGGUUUGCUUUGUAGGGCCUGGGGGUGUGGAAGGACUUACCUGGAGGCUUCAUGAUAGGAGAGGUGCAUCUGUGACUAGAUCCCUCCAGUGCUGGGUAUGUUGGUCACGGUCUCUGUGCAGGGCCAAUCCUCAGGGAACUGCAGGACAGGUGACCCUAAUGCCAGUGCACCCCACCCAGACCUUCUUCAAAAUCACUGGGGGCCGGGCUGAAGGUUUUAGACACCUGUUUGUCUUGGGACCUGUGAGUGGCAGGGUCCCAAGGACCUGCACCAUCAUCUGCUGCUUCAAAGUUGUCUAUCAGAAGGAAGCUGGAUUUGUGAGAGAGUGAGGACAUGAACAGAGCCCACUAAUAUUGAAUGUGAGCAACCCAUUAGUGGCAUCUUAACCACUGUACCAGAUGCUUGCUCUGUUUAAUUUCAUCACAACUACUUGCACUAGAUAUUGCUGUCAUGUAGUGCUGUCAUGUAGCCUGCGAUGGAUUUAUAUUUAGUGCACAUCAUGGACCUUCCCCGUGUCUACCUAAGUAGGGCCUGCCCAGACAGCCCUGGCUCAACUGUGUGCUUCCUCAGAGAUGCUGGUUCGUGCACAGGCUCAGCCCUGCACUUCAGCCUAGGGCCGUUUGGCAGCAGAGCCCGCAGCUGCAGGAAGGGCGUCCUACUUUGAACUAAACUCUGCACAGAGGUUCCUCCAUCAGAAAUUUCUAAACUAUAGUCACAGAGCUCUCUCAGAUCCCUAUGUGCACUGGGCUCCAUGUUCCUAAAAUUAAGUAACAGCAGUUUAGGAAAGCUGUCACUAAAUAAAAUAGAGAAAGUGGCAAAUAGUUACCCUGGCACUACUACUGGUCAGGUUCAUUAUGAAAAUACAUGAAGUAUGAGAAUAUGAAGAUACAAAAAUGACCAAAGUGGAAUAAUGAGAAAAAGAAUAGGAAGCAAAUGCAAAAUGAAGCUUUUUUUUUGUGAUUAGGCAAAAUAUACAUAAAGGAAACAAGCAUUACUGGAGAUUGUCUGUUAUUAUAUAUUGAUAAAAUGUUUAAAUAUCCAGUAAUGUAUAUCACUUAUGAUCUUAUAUUAGUUAAUUAUAGAUCUUUAGCAAAGAUAAUUUGAUAAAUUAACUAUCAAGGAAGAAUUUUAUUCUCACAUUCCAAUAACCAGUACAAUAG
This is a messenger RNA of Oryctolagus cuniculus (rabbit), 2375 nucleotides long. The record is from RefSeq and is a predicted model, not a curated record. NCBI's taxonomy places the organism in Eukaryota, Metazoa, Chordata, Mammalia, Lagomorpha, Leporidae.